Molecule: messenger RNA, 1004 nt
Organism: Melanotaenia boesemani (Boeseman's rainbowfish)
Lineage: Eukaryota; Metazoa; Chordata; Actinopteri; Atheriniformes; Melanotaeniidae
Product: gastrula zinc finger protein XlCGF8.2DB-like
Exons: 1
Coding region: 144-1004 (286 amino acids)
Biological process (GO): regulation of transcription by RNA polymerase II
Molecular function (GO): DNA-binding transcription factor activity; RNA polymerase II cis-regulatory region sequence-specific DNA binding
Source: RefSeq, a predicted model, not a curated record
CAUUCAGCUCUGAUGAAUGUGGACGAAGAUUUAGUCAAAAGACAAGCUUAAACCAACACAUAAGGAUCCACACAGGAGACAAACCAUUCAGCUGUGAUGAUUGUGGACAACGAUUUAGUUACAAGAUAUACUUAAACCAACACAUGAGGAUCCACACAGGAGACAAACCAUUCAGCUGUGAUGAAUGUGGACAAAGAUUUAGUUACAAGACAAACUUAAACCAACACAAGAGAAUCCACACAGGAGACAAACCAUUCAGCUGUGAUGAAUGUGGACAAAGAUUUAGUUACAAGACAUACUUAAACCAACACAAGAGAAUCCACACAGGAGACAAACCAUUCAGCUGUGAUGAAUGUGGACAAAGAUUUAGUUACAAGACAUACUUAAACCAACACAUGAGGAUCCACACAGGAGACAAACCAUUCAGCUGUGAUGAAUGUGGACAAAGAUUUAGUUACAAGACAAACUUAAACCAACACAUGAGGAUCCACACAAGAGACAAACCAUUCAGCUGUGAUGAAUGUGGACAAAGAUUUAGUUACAAGACAAACAUAAACCAACACAUGAGAAUCCACACAGGAGAGAAACAAUUCAGCUGUGAUGAAUGUGGACGAAGAUUUAGUCAAAAGACAAGCUUAAACCAACACAUGAGGAUCCACACAGGAGACAAACCAUUCAGCUGUGAUGAAUGUGGACAAAGGUUUAAUUACAAGACACACUUAAACCAACACACGAGGAUCCACACAGGAGACAAACCAUUCCGCUGUGAUGAAUGUGGACAAAGAUUUAGUCAAAAGACGGGCUUAAACCAACACAUGAGAAUUCACACAGGAGACAAACCAUUCAACUGUGAUGAAUGUGGACGAAGAUUUAGUCAAAAGACGGGUUUAAACCUACACAUGAGAAUCCACACAGGACAAAGACCAUUUCCCUGUGAGGUUUGUGAUAAAUUAUUUAGGUGGUCUAAGUCUUUAAAAGCACACAUGCGUGUCCACACAAAAUAG